Molecule: messenger RNA, 1474 nt
Organism: Mauremys reevesii (Reeves's turtle)
Lineage: Eukaryota; Metazoa; Chordata; Testudines; Geoemydidae
Product: maestro heat-like repeat-containing protein family member 7
Exons: 12
Coding region: 254-1312 (352 amino acids)
Cellular component (GO): cytoplasm
Source: RefSeq, a predicted model, not a curated record
GAGGCUCUGGGGCCUGUUAUGUGGGCAGCAGCGGCCCCAGGAGCCCAGCCCUCAUUCCCAGCAGGGGGCAUCGCCCUGCCCGGGCUCUGAGGAUCUUUCAGCCCCCUCAGACCAGGAGCUAGAAGAUCCCAGCACCAUCAGCUCAGCACGGGACAGCAGCAGUGCCUGGGGCUCCAGCAGCAGCGACGCCUCUGGACGCUGCUGCUUUGUUCCAGGGACCCCCACGGAGUCAGCGGCGGAGGAAUGGCUGGAGAUGACCACAGAGGAAGCUGCUCUCAAGGUCAUCGGAGAGCAGCUCCAGGGCAGAGACAAGUGGGUACAGGAUGAGGGGCAGCAGCUCAGGUUCCUGCGGGCCAUCUACCCCGCGUGUCUUGCUGCACAGGACAGAGGGCAGGACACGCUGGAGCCGCACUGCUGCAAGGCGGCUGUGGUGGAGAGGAUUGUGGAGCUCAUUGAGGAGCUUCCUAAAGACUCUCCACCCAGCGAGAUCCUCGCCAGCUGCCUGGCUGCUGUGGGCAACCUCAGCACCAUGAAACCAGCCCUUGAGCCUGAGCUAGAAUCCCGCCUCUUGCAAGCUGCCCUUGGCUCGGUCUUCAUCCUGGGCACGGAGACGGACGCCACCGACAUCCAGGCGCUACACAAAGUCAUGCCAGAGCUCCUGGAUGCUGUGCUGGGGAACCUGCUGGCAGAGUCCCCAGACGCAGGCAGGCUCCACUUCAUCUUGGAGCAUGUCAACCGCUGGAUUGUGUCCAGGGUGCCCCAGGAGAGAGCCAGGGCCAUUAAGAGCAGCACGGCCCUGCUGAGAUUUGCAGUCACCCUCCCUGAGUUUGACAUCUCAGCAGAGUUCCCUAGGCUGGGUCAGCACGUGGCCCAGCUGGCUCUGUUUGUGAGUUACCCAGACCAGGACAUCAGCCGGCAGGCCAGGGAGGGGACUUACCGGCUGUACCAGCUGCUGCUCGAACAGAGGGGGCUGAGCAUACACGAGGUGGAGGAUCUGUGGUGCCACAACUGGUACCAGGACAGCAGGCUCCUGGGCUAUCAAAACACAGCCAGGGUGGGGGAGGUCUUUGGAAAAUUCUUCUCUGCGGGGCAGAGGAAAUGCUUCCUCAAGACAGCCGUGCCAGCGAUCUACAACCCCCUGCUGUGCAUUAGCCAGGCUGGGCUUCUCCUCACAUACGCCAUCCUGGGGGAAGCCGAGCAACUGCUGGGGUACACGCUGGAGGACAUCACCGCCAAGGUGAUGGGUCAGCUCCGCAGCAUCCGGCAGCUGCACCAGGUGCCUGAGGUGCUGCAAGGGCUGAGCCUCACCUGAUGCCCUUAAAGGUCCCCCCUCAGCAACUCCCGCUCCCUGCUGCAGAUCUUCGCACGGGUCGGCUUGCUGCAGGAGACACUGACGGACAUCAUCAUCUACAGUGCCAACUGGAAGGAACAGCUCCAGCUGCGGCGCUGGGCAGAGCAGGACUCACCGCAAACC